Messenger RNA from Gaeumannomyces tritici R3-111a-1, 929 nucleotides. RefSeq lists its product as hypothetical. The coding region runs from base 105 to 752 and encodes 215 amino acids. The record is from RefSeq and is a predicted model, not a curated record. Gene Ontology annotation, molecular function: protein-disulfide reductase activity. NCBI's taxonomy places the organism in Eukaryota, Fungi, Ascomycota, Sordariomycetes, Magnaporthales, Magnaporthaceae. The transcript has 3 exons.
CAAUCAAUCGCGCUGGAUAUCGUCAUCUCGGAGAGGCCAGUUCCAACCAACCGAGGUCUGCCUUCGCGAACGGCGCAUUGCACACAUACCCGCAACCACCCAACAUGACGAUCCAUAUCGAGUCCACGGCGCAGUGGCGCCAGGUGCUCGGCUCCUCGAGCGUCGUCAUCACCGACUUCUACGCCGACUGGUGCGGCCCCUGCAAGAUGAUCGCGCCGACGUUCGAGUCCCUCUCGACCAAGUUCUCCAAGCCGAACAAGAUUGCUUUUUGCAAGGUCGACGUCGACAGCCAGCGCGAGAUCGCGCAACAGUACUCUGUCAGCGCCAUGCCCACCUUCCUGAUCCUGCGCAACGGCACCGUCAUCGACACCAUCCGCGGCGCGAACCCGCCCGCCCUGACCGCUGCUGUGGAGAAGGCCGUCAAGCUGGCCGGGCCCGGCAGCGGUAGCGGCUCGGUCUUUAGCAGCGGUGGCCAGAGGCUGGGUGGCGGGUCGGCGGGGGGCGCCUCGCGGCCGCAGCAGCUGCAGAGGCCGCUGAACUGGGAUAUCAACAGCCUCAUCAACAACAUUAUUGUGUUUUUGGGGCUGUACCUCGUGUCGCUCUUUUCGCUCGAUCCUUACAAAUCGGCCGAGGCGUCCAAGUACAACAUCAAGAACCCUCCAGCACCAGCACGACCCGCAGGGGGCGCGGGGCAGAGACCGGGGGCUCCGAAGCCCGCCUUCCGCACUCUCGCUGACAUGGGUGGUGACUAAAGAGGGCGAGCGCGUUGGCUGGUUUCGUUGUCAUUUGGCGUUUGGGUCUAAUUGUAGUACUUGGCGCGCGUUAGUUUUGUAGCUGUAUCAUCAAAUGCGACUUCCAGGCCGGUGCUGCGCGGUUCGAUGCCAAGGCCUAACCCACGCACAUAGUGGUUCCAGGCGUGAUGCUGCACG